GUGAAGCAGGAGCAGCAGCCGUACCGUCUCCAUCUAAUGCUAGCAGUCAUACCACCGACCUACCGAUUCACUUACCCCACUCACCGCUUUCCUACACAGCACGGAAGAUGGGAUUUGUGAGCACGACUGGGUGGUUUGCAAUUUGCUUGCCAUUCAUUCUACAGACAGCAUUGGGAGUAGUACCCCAGUGCAGGGAGGAACAAUAUCACUAUGAAUAUACUGAAUGUGACAGCACCGGAUCUCGGUGGAGAGUCGCUGUACCCAAUGAAGUGCAAACAUGUAGUGGACUGCCCGAUCCAGAAAAAGGAAAAGAGUGUACUUUUUCAUGUGCUUCUGGAGAAUUUUUGGAUAUUAAGACUCAGCUGUGUAGUAAAUGUGCAGCUGGAACCUACUCACUUGGAACUGGGAUCAAGUUUGAUGAAUGGGACACGAUACCACCUGGCUUUGCCAAUGUUGCAACAUUUAUGGAGACUGCUACCGGCUAUUCUGGAAGCACCUGUAAUAAUUCAUCGUGGACUCCUCGGGGAAAUUACAUUGAGUCAAACAGAGAUGAUUGUACCGUGUCCCUCAUCUACUCUGUUCAUCUGAAGAAAGCUGGCUCGGUGACAUUCGACUAUCAGUACCUUGAUAAUAACAUCUUUUUUGAAUUUUUUGUUCAAAAUGAUCAGUGUCAAGAAACCUUAUCGUCGUCGGACAAAUGGGUUAAACUAUCCGAUAACAGCGACUGGAUGCAUCACUUGGUAUCUUUGAAAUCAGGAACAAACAUCUUGUAUUGGAGAACGACAGGCAUUCUGAUGGGCUCCAAGGUGGUUAAACCUGUCCUGAUAAAAAACAUCACGAUAGAAGGAGUUGCAUAUACAUCAGAGUGUUUUCCAUGCAAACCUGGUACCUACAGUGGUGAACCAGGAUCAUCCCUUUGCAAGAUAUGUCCCAGGGACACUUAUUCAGAUAGGGAAGCCAAAACAUGCACGGCAUGCAAUAAUGGCACUGAAUACUCAGAUGAAGGGUCCAGUAAAUGUAUUGCUAGACCCCCUUGUACAAACAAGGAUUUUUUCCAAACACAUACACCGUGUGACAGCGAAGGAAAGACUCAGAUUUUAUACAAAUGGAUAAAACCAAAGAUUUGCAGAGAUGAUCUUCCGAAUGCAAUCAAGCUUCCAGCAUCUGGGACCAAGGAAGAUUGUCCACCUUGCAAUCCAGGAUUUUACAGCAAUGGGACAAAUGGCUGUUUUCCCUGUCCCGCAGGAACCAUUUCCGAUGGAAUGCAGGAGUGUAAACCGUGCCCUGCUGGAACAGAACCUAUUGUAGGAUUUGAAUACAAGUGGUGGAACAUCCUACCUGCAAAUAUGAAGACUUCCUGCUUUAAUGUUGGAAAUUCCAAAUGUGAUGGAAUGAAUGGUUGGGAAGUUGCCGGAGAUCAUGUUCAGAGUGGAUCAGGUGGCUCGGACAAUGACUAUUUACUGCUUAAUUUACACAUUUCAGGAUUCAAACCUCCUACCUCAGUAACUGGAUCAGAUGGGGAGCUGGGAAGAAUAUCUUUUGUAUUUGAAACUAUUUGUUCUGCAGACUGUGUGCUAUAUUUCAUGCUGGAUGUAAACAGAAAGACUACAAGUGUAGCAGAAUCGUGGGGAGGAAGUCGAGAUAAACAAUCCUAUACACAUAUCAUUUCCAAAAAUGCCACCUACAUGUUCACAUGGGCUUUCCAGAGGACAAAUCAAAAUAUUGAAAGUCGCCGUUUUGUAAAUGAUAUUGUAAGGAUCUAUUCUAUUACUGUCACCAAUGCUGUGGAUGGGGUCUCCUCACAUUGCCAAGCUUGUGCACUGGGCUCACAACAGCUUGGUUCAUCAUGUGUACCUUGCCCCCCAGGUCAUUACAUUGACAAGGAAAGCAGCAUGUGUAAAGAAUGUCCUCCCAAUACUUACCUGUCUGCCCACCAAGUGUAUGGGCAAGAGGCCUGUGUUCCAUGUGGUCCUGGAAGUAGAAGCAAUAAGGAUCAUUCGGGCUGUUUCAGUGACUGCUCUCUGUUGCAUGAGAAUGAAAAUCGAACCUUUACUUACAAUUUCCAAAAUCUCACUGGGGUAGCGACCCUCCUUAAUGGACCAAGCUUUACAUCCAAAGGAACAAAGUAUUUCCACGUUUUCAACAUCAGUUUGUGUGGAAAUGGGGGAGAAAAGAUGGCAGUUUGCACUGACAAUAUUACUGAUGUCACAGCGAAAGACAUGGAAGCAGAAUCAGAAGACUAUUCCAAUUUUGUAAAGACGUUUGUCUGCCAAUCCACCAUCAUUCCAUCAGACAGCAAGAGUUUCCGAACGGCACUGUCAUCACAGUCAGUCAGCUUGGCUGAUACAUUUAUGGGGUCUACAAUCAACACAUCUCUUGAUGGAAUCAGUAUUAAAGCAGAUAUGUUUCCAGCUCCCAAAAAGUUACCUGAUGUACAUUUCUUUUACAAAUCCACUUCAGUUACUUCAUCAUGUGAAAAAGGACGUGCAACUGUCAUAUCCUUAAGAUGCAACCCUGCAAAGACUGGCCAAGGGGAUAUCUUGGUGCCCAGCCAGUGCCCUGCAGGUACGUGUGAUGGCUGCACAUUCUAUUUUCUUUGGGAGACGGCUGAGGCUUGUCCUCUUUGCACAGAAAAUGACUAUCAGAAAAUAGAAGGGGCUUGUAAAGAAGGACAACAGGAAACACAUUAUGUGUGGAACGAGCCCAAGUUAUGCAAUAAAGGAGUUCCUCUCCCGGACAAAAGAGCAUCUACCUGCGAAUCCAUCGAUUUCUGGCUCAAAGUUGGAGCAGGUGUGGGAGCAUUCACAGCUGUUCUACUUAUAGCACUAACCUGCUACUUCUGGAAGAAGAAUCAGAAGCUGGAGUACAAAUAUUCCAAGCUUAUAAUGACUGCUAAUUCCAAGGAGUGUGAACUUCCUGCUCCAGAUAGUUGCGCUAUUAUGGAAGGUGAAGAUAAUGAAGAUGAUGUUGUCUAUACCAGUAAACAGUCAUUACUGGGAAAGUUGAAGUCCCUGGCUACAAAGGAAAAAGGACACAAUUUUGAGUCUGUUCAGCUGAAAUCCUCCCGACCACAACAUAUAUGAACUCCAGACAUGCCUCUUAGACACGGAAUAAUGGUUUUUUUUUUCUAGGAAAAACCUAAAACAAAAACUAAACCUAUAUAUUGAAACAAGAAAACUUUUUUGUGGUACCUGGAAUGAUCGAUGAGGCAUCAAAUUGAGAAAUGAAAUGUGUGGCUGCCUUAUUGUGUGAUUUUUGCCAAAAAUUGAAUAUUCAUUUGGAUUUCACGUUUAACUCAGGAAGAGAAAAUUCAUGCAGAAAUAUUUAUUCCAAUGUGCACUGCUUGUGCAUGCUCAUAUCUUGCAUCUUUUAUAUAUGCGACACAUCAAGCACACAUGCCAAUCUAACAUUAGGUAGUCCUUUAAAGGAAACCUUGUACAUGCUCCACUAUUUAUGAACGUGUUUAAAAAAUUGGAAAUGUACAAUACAUCCUGGUGUAGGUGGAAAUAUGUUUAAGCGUUUAAGCAGAGGCAAUCACACUCAUUAAAAAAUUGUGGGUUAUUUAUAAAGACAAUUGUUAGAUUAGUUCCUAAAAGCAGACCAAUCAACAGCAAUAUUGAAUUGGAUUUCUUGGGGAUUGCUCUACUUGUAGAAUUGCUUUUUUUUUUUUUUUUUUAUAAAUAACCUGCAGUACAGCAAGCAUUCUGUUCCAACAAUAAUCAAUAAAAAAUAUCUUACAACAGAAAUAUAUAUCAGAAUUAUAAAGGCUGGACUGGGAUAUUUUGGUGCAGAUUGAUGGGAGUUGUGAGUACUAAAUUAUAGUUAGUGGUUGAGGGUAGAAAAUGAGGCAGUGGGUUUGGGGAUAAAGGAUAGAGACAUUAUGGUUAAAAUUAGUCACCAUUAAUAAUGCUCAUCAAUCACAGCUAUACCUUACUGGAGGUAUCAAAUACCUUAGAAUACAAUCGUUCACUGCAAUUUUAAAGAAAUUGUAUAUUGAAUUUCUUUUUACUAUAUGACUAUAAUGUUGUGCCUUAAUGUAAUUUUUUUUAAUUGCCAAGAUGAGAACUUUGUGACCAAGUUUUCUAGAUGUGGAAACUAAGAGGCUGAUUCACUAAGGAGUAAAUUGUGGUUUAAGAACCAGGUUUGCAAAAUUAAGGCUAAAAUAAUAAAUCUAACAUCUCCAAUUCUCUUAUAUUUGCACCCGGUCUGUUUGCUGUGAUUUUCGUAAGUUCAGUUGACUGCAAUUUUCUGUUUAUUCAGUAAUCCCAUAUGUAUGCUUUAUUGGCAGCAGAGUGGAAUUUAGAUUUAUUUACAUACUGAGCUCGUAUUGGAGUGGCCAGACUUACUUUACACUAUACAAUAGCUGACACAAAUCAAAAUUCAGGAACUGGAAUAGAGAAAACAAUGAAAGAUCAUUUGAAAAAAUGUUAAGGCAUCAUACUAAUUUUCCGACCACUGUAAUAAAAAAGUGUAAUUGUUGUCUUCUAAAAUGUAUGCAUGGGGUAGACUUUACUCAUUCGUUAGCUUUUUAAAAUAAACGUUUGCCUCUGCCACAGCUAUGUAGUCAUUUUGUGAAGAGCAUUUGGGCCUCUCUGCAAAAAUAACUGCUUUAAAUUUUAGUUAUAUUUUUCAUUCAAUUCUCUGUUUGUGUACCCCAUUUUGAUGCUGGGAGCCCGUGUUUCAUCUGCUUCAUGAAUCAGAAGCCUGAUUAAGGAGACCUGAUGUAUAAAUGCUAAAUUUGUCAUCAUUUCUUAUGGCAUAGAAAAUUAGAAUGCAAGCUGUUUGGUCAGUGAUAAAUUCUGCAUACAGAUAUCUUGCCUUAAAACUACUAGUUAAACAUAACAUUCCUUGGUCAAGAUAGUGGAGCUUACCUUAGGCCCCACCCUUUAUCAAGAUUGUCGAGUGUAGGAAAAACACAUAAGAGAAAAUAGUCCCUACUUUAUCUUAUGUUUUAAAUAGAAAUAGAUUGGAAAAGAAGAACAGAUUCUGAAAGAGGAAGAGAAGAGGAAACGAUAGGAGAAAGGCAUGUUUGAGGUGACAUAGACACUUUAAAUCCUAAUUUCUUGUGGUGGGAAAUUCCCUUUUAUUAAUAUGUGUAAUCAAAUUGUAAAAAAACAAACAUUUUUUAAUAUACAUAUACAUUUAAUAGGAUGACAAAUGAAUGGGAUGUUUUUUUCAUUGUUUGAUAAAACUAAGUUACCCAAAUAAUUUUUUUUUAUCACAUUUUUAAAAUUACAUUUUCUUAUAUUAAUUAGCAAAAUAUAUGUUCUGCACAAUAUUAAACCUGCCCCUUUUUUCCUAUUGCAACACAGUAUGGUGCUGUAGCAUAUCAUGGCAUAAGCAUUCUUCUGUAGGAACUCCCCCCCCCAAAAAAAUCUAAAUUUGAAGCCACACAUGCUGAAUCAGUACUUUAACAGAGACCAUUUUUUGAUAAUGCAAUUGUUUACAACAAAUUAGUGUAUAGCAAUCAGCAUCUUACUAUUCAUUCAAGAAAUAUUUGGAUUUUUUUUACCAAGAAAGGUCAGAAGCAGAAUUUUAUAAUUUAUGUACAUGAAAAAAAAAGUGUUGCAAUGGAUGUACAUUUUAUUACUACAUUUUAGACUUGUGUUUUUUGAAUUGAUUUCAUUGGAUUUCCUUGAAUAGAUACUGCUA
Messenger RNA from Pelobates fuscus (common spadefoot toad), 5652 nucleotides. RefSeq names its product endosome-lysosome associated apoptosis and autophagy regulator family member 2 (gene ELAPOR2). Lineage: Eukaryota; Metazoa; Chordata; Amphibia; Anura; Pelobatidae. Gene Ontology annotation, biological process: positive regulation of BMP signaling pathway. Bases 108 to 3083 code for a protein of 991 amino acids. The transcript has 22 exons. Gene Ontology annotation, cellular component: membrane. The record is from RefSeq and is a predicted model, not a curated record.